AUGAAGAUACCAAGGCCAGACGGGCUACGUUUUAUAACUUCUUGUUUGUUCUUCAUUUGUUUCCUCUAUGCUUUGGCUUCUAUAACCGAACUGCGAUUCGACAGUCUUCUGGAAUUUGGGCGUUGUGCUCUUGCUAACAUCAACAUGCCCUCUGCUCAGUUGUAUAAUUCAUCAAACACUUUGCAUUCAUCACCAAAUAUCACUUCACUGGCCCUUAAUUCUUCCUCAAACGAUGAAAUCCGAGUACUUUUCGGAAUUCUAACACUUCCUGGCCAAUACCAACGCCGCCAUUUCCUUCGUUUGAUCUAUGGCACACAGACUCUGGUGGGCGCAAAAGUGGACGUGAAGUUUGUGAUGUGCAACCUCACCAAGGAAGACCAAGAAGUGCUUGUAGCAUUGGAAAUAAUGCGUUAUGAUGAUAUUAUUAUUCUCGACUGCGAAGAGAACAUGAACAAGGGUAAGACUUACACCUACUUUUCGAGCUUGCCCGAGAUGUUCAACAAUACAAAUGGGGUUUAUCCACCUUACCAUUAUGUAAUGAAAGCUGACGAUGAUGCCUACUUCAGGCUGCAGAACUUGGUGGACUCUCUGAAGCCGUUGCCUAGAGAAGACUUGUACUAUGGUUAUGUUAUUCCAUGUUCAAGCAUGGAGCCGUUUGGUCACUACAUGUCUGGCAUGGGGUACUUGAUUUCUUGGGACAUAGUGGAGUGGAUCAGAGAAUCUGAUAUCCCCAAGAACCACUUAGAAGGGCCUGAAGAUAAAACUUUUGGUGACUGGAUAAAAAAUGGACAUCGUGCUAAGAACAGGUUCAAUGCUAAGUGGUCCAUGUACAAUUUUCCUGAGCCACCCACGAAAUGUACACAUGAGCUUUGGCCACACACAAUUGCAGUUCAUUUGUUGAAGAAUCAAGAAAAGUGGAUUAGGACAUUGAAGUAUUUUAAUGUCACUGAUAAUCUCGAGCCUUCCAAAUUGUACCAUAUACCAUAG
Molecule: messenger RNA, 987 nt
Organism: Prunus armeniaca (apricot)
Lineage: Eukaryota; Viridiplantae; Streptophyta; Magnoliopsida; Rosales; Rosaceae
Source: the annotation of a GenBank genome assembly